CAACAAAAACCGUGUCCUCUCUCUCUCUAAUCCAUUCGUGUCUUUCCGCCACGUCUGACACCCGAUUGCUGACCAGAUCAGGCCAUCAAUAUCCCCAAGAAACCAAACUGAUAUAUAUAGCCAUCACCAAUCUUCUUUCGGAAAACCCAAUACAAACAACAAUUUCUCUUCUCUAUCUAUCUAAUUCCAUCUCCCGUUUCUUCCUCUACAACUUAUACUCGAGUACGCACGCACGUUCUAGUAGUUAAUUAGUUGAAACCUCAAACUACCUAUCUGAAUAUCUCUAUAUAUUUUACCUGUCUGUUAUCAUGAAGUCACACUCAGUUUCAUCCUCACCUUCAUCUUCACCUUCCGGCAACUCAUCUCCUCUUGCAAGAUUACGGCGUAAACUAUCUCCCCGGAAACCCGACAAUAACCACCCAGUUUCUCUUCCAGCUCCCACAAACGUUAAUAACUCGACUAGUGCUAUUAAUGUAAUUGGAAACAACCAGCUACAAAGGGUCUUCAAUUACUUUGACGAAGAUGGAGAUGGAAGGAUAUCUCCUGCUGAGUUGCGGAGCUGUAUUACUACUGUUGGAGGUCAGCUUUCCAUCGAGGAAGCUGAGGCCGCCGUCAGCUUCUCUGAUAUGGAUGGAGAUGGGUUGUUGGGAUUCCAGGAUUUCCAAUGCUUGAUGGCAGGGAGUGCUUCAGAGGAGGAGAAGACAGAAGAGCUCAGACAGGCUUUUGGAAUGUACGAGACUGAGCCUGGCUCAGGCUGCAUCACUCCUACCAGCCUGAAGAGGAUGUUGAGUCGACUGGGGAAGUCUAGGUCCAUCAACGACUGCAAGGCUAUGAUUCGUACCUUUGACCUUAAUGGAGACGGUGUCCUUAGCUUCCACGAGUUUUCUGUCAUGAUGCGCUAGCCCAAUAUUCUCAUCCAUGCCCUGCCCUUAUAUAUACAUUCAAUUCAUUUGUUCUCGUUCAAGUGCUUAAUUAUUCAUUCUUUUUCUGUACACACAUACUUGAAUUUUAUCAACUUUAAGUUCGUUCGGGAGAUCAA
This is a messenger RNA of Populus trichocarpa (black cottonwood), 1039 nucleotides long. RefSeq names its product probable calcium-binding protein CML31. The transcript has a single exon. Gene Ontology annotation, molecular function: calcium ion binding. Bases 309 to 902 code for a protein of 197 amino acids. Lineage: Eukaryota; Viridiplantae; Streptophyta; Magnoliopsida; Malpighiales; Salicaceae. The record is from RefSeq and is a predicted model, not a curated record.